Ramularia collo-cygni is the source of this 399-nucleotide messenger RNA. RefSeq lists its product as uncharacterized. NCBI's taxonomy places the organism in Eukaryota, Fungi, Ascomycota, Dothideomycetes, Mycosphaerellales, Mycosphaerellaceae. Bases 1 to 399 code for a protein of 132 amino acids. The transcript is spliced from 2 exons. The record is from RefSeq and is a predicted model, not a curated record.
AUGGACUACACAAUGGCCGCCGUGAAAGCUCUCAAGUCUACCCUGAAGGAGGGACAGCAGUUUCGCUUCGUCUUGGUAAKUGGCUCGCUGGUGGAGGCGGAUAAGAGCAAGACGCUAUGGUUCUUGGGUGAAAUGAGGCGUAUGCGGGGAGAGGUCGAAACGAAUAUUCUUGACCUUGAGAAGAGUGAUACCAGCAAGCAGUGGACGUCGUAUGUCACAAAGCCUGCUUUGGUCACAAACGGAGAGUCCAUCAUCAGACUGGUUACGACGCAUUACAUACCGCUGGAGAGUUUGGGAGCUGCUCUUGCAGACCUCGCAGUUGCCGGAGGUGAGAGGCGGGUGUUGGACAACGGCGAGCUCAGGCAGCGGGGACAGAUUGCGUUGAAGGCAGCUUCGUAA